AUGGAACAGCGCUCUGAGAGCCAAGCACUGAAGAGAAGCCAGGAGGGACCUUUCUAUUCGAUCUUGGAAACUGAGAGACUUUGUACUGCCUGGUUAGAACAAGCUUCUGGCCAUUAUUCCAUUUAUCCAGAGGCAGAAGGGACCCUCUUGCCUGUCACUAGAACACUUGCCAGUUUCAACAAAGAGCCUAUAGUAUUGCCUAAGGAAACAGUGUUUCCUCUUACAAGGUACAAUCUUGGCUCCUCUGCCACGAGGGGGGGUGUUCUUGAAAAUGUGCUCCAGAGACCUUCCUAUUUAACCAGGAUGCAAAUUGCAUUGCUACAUAAUUCCCCCUGCUGA
Lynx canadensis (Canada lynx) is the source of this 339-nucleotide messenger RNA. RefSeq names its product BH3-like motif containing, cell death inducer (gene BLID). Lineage: Eukaryota; Metazoa; Chordata; Mammalia; Carnivora; Felidae. The record is from RefSeq and is a predicted model, not a curated record.